ACUCGCCGUCUGCGAUUCCUUCUGCAAAAAUCGAUGGAGUGGUCAGCUCUUGCCUGCUCCGUCACGGUCCUGAUCCUUGCAUUCCUGCCCUUGCGUGCGUCCGACGACCGGCUUGUCCCCGGCAAGCCGCUCUUCCCCGGAGCCACCAUCGUCUCCGACGGCGGUGACUUCGCCUUGGGCUUCUUUGCCCCAUCCAGCUCAGCUCCGGCCAACCUGCACCUGGGCAUCUGGUACAACGGCGUCCCUGAGCUCACCGUGGUGUGGGUCGCCAACCGGGAAAUCCCAGUCACCAACAGCACUGCACCCAGGCUCUCCCUCACCAACACCUCCGACCUUGUGCUCUCCGACGGUAAUGGCAGCGACACUGUCGUUUGGAGGACUAGCGUGGCUGCUGCUCCGAACUCCACUUUAUCAGAGGCAGUGCUUCUCAACACCGGCAACCUCGUCGUCCGGUCGCCAGAUGGCACCACGCUGUGGCAGAGCUUCGACUACCCGACCGACACGAUGCUGCCGGGCAUGAAGAUGGUGAUCAAGCACGGCACGCGUGCCGGUGAGCGCCUGGUGUCCUGGAAGGGCCCCGGCGACCCAUUGCCGGGGAACUUCUCCUACGGCAGCGACCUGGCCACGUUCCCACAGAUAUUCCUCUGGGAAGGCACGCGCCCGGUGUACCGUAGCACGCCGUGGACGGGGUACAGGGUGAAGAGCGAGUACCAGUUCCAGACGACCAACACCAGCUCCAUCAUCAUCUACCUUGCCGUCGUCAACGACGACGACGAGAGCUACACAGUCUACACCGUCUCCGACGGCGCCUGGCUCACCAGGUUCGUGCUGACCUACUCCGGCAAGCUCCAAAUCCGGAGCUGGAACGCCAGCUCGUCAGCCUGGGCCGUCCUCGGGCAGUGGCCGCCUUACCGGUGCGACCUCUACGGCUAUUGUGGCCCCAACGGGUACUGUGACGACACGGCGCUGCCCGUGCCGACAUGCAGGUGCCUCAACGGUUUUGAGCCGGCAAGAACGGAGGACUGGACCAGCGGGACGUUCUCCGACGGGUGCCGUCGGGAGGAGGCGGUGAGUGGGUGCGGUGCCGGUUUCUUGGCGUUGCCGGGGAUGAAACCGCCGGAUGGUUUUGCGCUUGUAGCGAACAGGACGCCGGAGGGGUGCGCGGCGGAGUGCGGCCGCAACUGCUCCUGCGUCGCGUACGCUUACUCCAACUUGACCGGCGGCGCAUCUACCGGAGACAUGACGAGGUGCUUAGUUUGGGCCGGGGAGUUGGUCGACACCGGGAAGCCGGGCGCAAGCCCCGCCAGCGACACGCUCUAUCUCCGGCUUGCAGGACUGGACGCUCCAGCUGGAAGAAGAAUAAAGAGCAAUGCAACGAGGAUUAUACUGACGGCCCUAGGAAGCAGUGUGGUGAUAAUCACGUGCACUUUCCUUGCAUGGUUGAAAUUCAAAGGCAAGAACAUGAAGUGGGGAAAACAAAAGAAGCCGAAGUCGGAUGGUUCUGGUGACCUUGAGGUUCCCUUUGUAAGAUUUCAUGAAAUUUCACACGCAACACAAAAUUUCUCCGAAACUUGUAUGAUUGGACAAGGAGGCUUUGGCAAAGUUUAUAAGGGAACACUAGGCGGUCAACAAAUUGCUGUAAAAAGGCUAAGUUGGGAUUCUCAACAAGGGACAAUCGAGUUCACAAAUGAAGUAGCACUUAUUGCCAAAUUGCAGCACCGUAAUUUGGUUCGACUACUUGGAUGUUGUGUGGAAGGAGAUGAAAAGUUGUUGAUUUAUGAGUACAUGCCUAAUAAAAGCUUAGAUGACACACUUUUCGAUGAUUCUAGAAAACGGUUGCUAGACUGGACGACAAGGAUUAAUAUAGUCAAAGGCAUUGCAAGGGGGCUUCUUUAUCUCCACCAAGAUUCAAGAUUGACUAUAAUUCAUAGAGACCUCAAAGCUGGAAAUGUUUUGCUAGAUGCAGAGAUGAAACCCAAGAUAGCGGAUUUUGGUAUGGCGAGGCUCUUUGGCGAUAACCAAGAAAAUGCGAACACUCAACGUGUUGUCGGAACAUAUGGUUAUAUGGCUCCUGAGUACGCAAUGGAAGGUGUCUUCUCGACCAAGUCGGACAUCUAUAGCUUUGGUGUGUUACUGCUAGAGAUUGUAACUGGUAUAAAGAGAAGCUCUAGCAUCCACACCAUGGGCUUUUCUAGUCUCAUAGACUAUUCGUGGAAUAUGUGGAAGGAAGGGAAGACAAAGGAUUUGGUUGAUACAUCUAUCAUGGAUACUUGUUCACUAGAUGAAGUUUUCCUUUGCAUCCACGUAGCACUAUUGUGUGUUCAGGAAAACCCAGAUGAUAGGCCAUUGAUGUCAUCAGUUAUGACCGCCCUAGAGAAUGGAAGUACCAUGCUUCCAACUCCCAAUUGCCCUGCCUAUCUUGUGCGGAGGAACACCGAGUUAAACCAAUUCAGAAAUAAUAUUCAGAACUCUGUGAACUCUUUAUCUGUUACUGAAAUAGAUGGUCGGUGAAACAAUUACUUUUUAUAUGUAUCAAUUGUAUA
Messenger RNA from Hordeum vulgare subsp. vulgare (domesticated barley), 2543 nucleotides. Its product is annotated as G-type lectin S-receptor-like serine/threonine-protein kinase At1g11300. Lineage: Eukaryota; Viridiplantae; Streptophyta; Magnoliopsida; Poales; Poaceae. Gene Ontology annotation, biological process: recognition of pollen; protein phosphorylation. Gene Ontology annotation, molecular function: ATP binding; protein serine/threonine kinase activity. The record is from RefSeq and is a predicted model, not a curated record. The transcript has 7 exons. The coding region runs from base 34 to 2511 and encodes 825 amino acids.